UGGCUGCAGCGGCGGCUCUGGCCGCACCUGUGGGCGGACGCGCGGUUCCUGCUGCGGGCGCUGCUGUGCCGCCGCCGGGUGCUGCGGGGCGCGGGGUCCAGCCUGGCCCAGCGCUUCGCCGGCCUGGCGCGGGCGGCCCCGCAGCGGCUCUUCCUGCGCUUCGAGCGGCAGCGCUUCAGCUACGGGCAGGCGGAGCGGGCGAGCCGGCGGGUGGCCAACGCGCUGCGCGCCUGGCGCGGCCCCGGGGGGCCCCUGCGGCCCGGCCACACCGUGGGGCUGCUGGUGGGCAACGAGCCCGGCUUCGUGUGGGCCUGGCUGGGGCUGGCCCGGCUGGGGGCCGUGCCCGCCUUCCUGGGCACCGGCCUGCGCCGCGGGGCGCUGCUGCACUGCCUGCGGGGCUGCGGGGCGCGGGCGCUGCUGGUGGCGCGCGAUCUGUAUGAAGCGGUGGAGCCCUUGCUGCCCACCCUGCAGGAGCAGGGCAUCGUGGUGUGGAUGUUGGGCCCGGGCCCCUGCCCGCCGGGGGUCACCAGCUUGCAGGAGCUGAUGGAGGAGGCAUCCGAAGAGCCGGUGCCCUCAGACUUAUCCACGCCCAGGGACAUGAUGGACACCUGCCUCUACAUCUUCACCUCGGGCACCACAGGGCUGCCCAAGGCUGCCCGCAUCAGCCACCUCAAGUCCAUCAUGUGCCUGGGCUUCUACCGCCUGGUGGGGGCCUCCAGCAAGGACGUGAUCUACGUGGCGCUGCCCCUGUACCACAUGUCGGGCUCCCUGCUGGGCAUCGUCGGCUGCAUCGGGAUCGGUGCCACGUGUGUGCUGAAGAGGAAGUUCUCAGCCAGCCAGUUCUGGGGCGACUGCCAGCACUAUGGGGUGACCGUGUUCCAGUACAUCGGGGAGCUGUGCCGCUACCUUGUCAACCAGCCCAAGAGAGAAGGGGAGCGGGAUCACAGCCUGCACCUGGCCGUGGGCAGUGGGCUGCGGCCCGACGUCUGGCGGGAAUUCCUGCAGCGCUUCGGCAACGUCCGCAUCGUGGAGACCUACGGCAUGACCGAGGGCAACAUCACCUUCUUCAACUACACCAGCACCCUGGGGGCAGUCGGCCGCGGCAGCUUCCUCUACAAGCUCUUCUGCCCCUUUGAGCUGGUGCGCUACGACGUGCUGCAGGGGGCGCCGGUGCGGGACGCGGCCGGGUGGUGCCAGCGGGUCGGCCCAGGCGAGACGGGGCUGCUGAUCGCGCCGGUGACCCCCCAGAACCCCUUCCUGGGCUACGCGGGCGGCCGGGAGCUCUCGGAGCACAAGCUGCUGCGCGGGGUCUUCGCCGAGGGAGACGCCUACUUCAACACGGGCGACCUCAUGGCCCAGGACGCCGCCCAGUUUGUGUAUUUCCGGGACCGUACCGGGGACACCUACAGGUACCAGAGCCACAGGGACACCCCCGUCCCCCCCCG
Molecule: messenger RNA, 1445 nt
Organism: Terrapene triunguis (Three-toed box turtle)
Lineage: Eukaryota; Metazoa; Chordata; Testudines; Emydidae
Gene: SLC27A3
Product: solute carrier family 27 member 3
Exons: 7
Cellular component (GO): endoplasmic reticulum
Molecular function (GO): long-chain fatty acid-CoA ligase activity; long-chain fatty acid transmembrane transporter activity
Source: RefSeq, a predicted model, not a curated record